This is a messenger RNA of Osmerus eperlanus (European smelt), 2183 nucleotides long. RefSeq names its product leiomodin 2 (cardiac) b (gene lmod2b). Gene Ontology annotation, molecular function: tropomyosin binding. Gene Ontology annotation, cellular component: cytoskeleton; myofibril; striated muscle thin filament. Lineage: Eukaryota; Metazoa; Chordata; Actinopteri; Osmeriformes; Osmeridae. Gene Ontology annotation, biological process: myofibril assembly; actin filament organization; pointed-end actin filament capping. The record is from RefSeq and is a predicted model, not a curated record.
AAAAGCCCAUGCAUCAUGGCCCGCACCUCCCUACACUCCCCCCUGAAUGAUCCCUCUUUUAAGGCCCAGGCAGCAGCUGGAGAGAUUAGGAAGGAGACGAGAGGGACACACACACACUUGCAAUAACCAGACGUCCCCUCUACUCUACACUGCGACCGUUCCCUACAAUCGGCUGGUCAGACCCUUCGUCUACACUCCAACCAGGAGGGACCACCCCGCUCUGACUGGACUUCAACCCCAGAGAGACCUCAGUCAGGCCAGGCUCCUAACCCAUAACAGAGUCCCCCCCCCCCCCCCCCCAUCCACCAGGAGUCUGAACACCCUGACAUAGCAGAACCUGGAACCAUGAGCUGCUUUGGUUACCGGAGGGAGCUGAGCAAGUAUGAGGACAUGGACGAGGACGAGCUACUGGCCUCCCUCAGCCCAGAGGAGCUGGCCGAGCUGGAGAAGGAGCUGGCGGACAUCGACCCCGACGCCAACGUGCCCAUCGGGCUGAGGCAGAGGGACCAGACGGACAAGACGCCCACCGGGACGUUCGACCGCGACGCGCUGCUCCAGUACUGGGAGAAGGAGACAAGGAAACUUAUGGAGGACGAGAGGGAGGGAGGCAGCCCCAAGCAGGAUGAAGAGGAGAAGAGUGAGGAAGAGUGUGUGACGGACAGCGACAGCGAAGCAGAGGACAAGGAUGGAGAGAAUGAGAAAGACAAGAAAGGGUGCGAAGAUGAAGAGGAAGAGGAGGAAGAGGAAGGGGAGGAGAGUGAGGAUGAGGAGGAGAGCGAGGAAGAGGAGGAAGCAGUAACGGAGGAAGAGGACGAUGAAGAGCAGGCGGAAGAGGAACCCAAAGUGGAGCUGCCAAAUGAUUCUGGUCCUACUCCAUGCCAGCACACUCCUCCCAACCUUCUGAAACCCCAGAGGGUGGAGCCUAUGCGACUAACCCCGCCCCCUCCUCCCCCUAACGACCCCAACGCCAGCCCCGGAAACCCCACCGUCGUAGACGACGCUCUGGAGCGCGUCCUCGCCGACGACCCCGAGCUCACCGAGGUCAACCUCAACAACAUCGACGACAUCGCUCAGGAGACGCUGGUCCGCUUCGCCGAGGCGCUGAGGUCCAACACCCACGUGCGCGUCUUCAACCUCGCCAACACGCACGCUGACGACUCGGUGGCGCUCGCCAUCGCCAAGAUGCUGCGAGCGAACAGCUCCAUCGUCAGCCUGAACAUCGAGUCCAACUUUGUGACGGGGAAAGGGGUCCUGGCGAUGGUCCAGGCCCUGACAGAGAACAGCACCCUCACAGAGCUACGCUUCCACAACCAGAGGCACAUGUGUGGAGGACAGGUGGAGAUGGAGAUGGUGAAGCUCCUGAGAGAGAACCACACCCUGAUCAAACUGGGUUAUCAGUUCCUCUUACCUGGCCCCAGGAUGAGCAUGACGGGCAUCCUGACCCGUAACCAGGACCGCCAGCGCCAGCGGCGCCUCCAGGAGCAGCGGCAGGCACAGCAGGGGGCCGGCCCAGCGACGGGGCCACUUAACCCCCGCACCAGUGCACUGCAGAGGGCGACGCCGGCAGCCUCGCCCAGCACCUCGCCCUGGUCCUCCCCCAAGCCCCCGCCCAAGAGGCAGCACCCGGCUGUGCCCGUGACACCACCACCUCCUCCCCCCCCGCCGCCUCCUCCGCCGGCCGCCCCCCUGCCUCCUCAAGCCGAGAAGAGAAAGCCUACCCGGAAGAUUGCCGAGGUGAUCAAGCUGCACGAGGAGUCCAGCAGGAAGCAGGGGAAAGGGAAGGGGAAGAAGGGGAAGAAGGGUGGAGGGAAAGAGAAGGAGACCAGCAGCAUCCUAAAGGAGCUGAAGAACGCCCUGAGGCCCGUGGUGGAGAAGCGGGGGGAGGAGUCCAGCCGGCCGUCCACACCGCUACGCUCCUCCCGCGACCAGCUCAUGGACUCCAUCCGCAACAGCAGCAUCCGCUCCCUCCGACGGGUCGAGGUUCCAAACGUUCUUAUAUAAUGAAGAUCGUGAAUAUUCCACCAGGACCUACCAAGAAGAGACAAAUCAGACAUUUCUACAACAAUAAACUGGAAAUUUGCAUAGUUACUGUUACCUUUACUAUAAAUUUGGAGGAUUUUAAUUUUAUUUUUUUACAAAUAAGUUACUGUACUUUAUACAGUAUAAAGUGUUUACUGAAUUCA